Molecule: messenger RNA, 543 nt
Organism: Cylindrotheca closterium
Lineage: Eukaryota; Bacillariophyta; Bacillariophyceae; Bacillariales; Bacillariaceae
Source: the annotation of a GenBank genome assembly
AUGAAGAAGUUGCUGCAAGCUAUCCUCGCAGUUGACGAGUCUGAAGAGGAUAGAGAAACGUUUGAUGGAGUUCUUGGUAAUUUUGACAAGAAAUUGUUGCAACCCAAACGACGUCGAGAAUCAGCUAGGCAGUACCAGAAUCAAACUGAAAAGGCUAGAAGCAAGUACAAUCAGGCAUUGAAGGAUCAAUAUGGCCCAGUAGACCACAAUGUUUCAGAAUUCUUAUCAAAACAUAACAUUCAAGCGCCAAACCCACAAAAGUGCGGUUCUGGCGAAAUUUUGAAGAUCCGAUAUGGGCCACCCAAUGCAGAAAAAACUGAACCCACAUUAAGACUUUUGCUAGGAUCUCGAACAAAGAGCAGGAUUUUUGUUUCAAAUGUGACAGUUGCCUAUGUCAAACAUUAUCUUGGUAAAGGAUUCGUUGAAAAAUGCAUUGCUUAUGGAGAAAGGUGUUCUUCUAGGGGUAUUAAUCAACCCUCAUUCUUUGUUCCACUGGGAGAUAGCAACUUAGAUGUUGCCCCGAACCACUGUCUUCUCAAAUAA